Molecule: messenger RNA, 907 nt
Organism: Chanos chanos (milkfish)
Lineage: Eukaryota; Metazoa; Chordata; Actinopteri; Gonorynchiformes; Chanidae
Gene: alkbh2
Product: alkB homolog 2, alpha-ketoglutarate dependent dioxygenase
Exons: 4
Coding region: 87-884 (265 amino acids)
Biological process (GO): DNA alkylation repair
Molecular function (GO): ferrous iron binding; broad specificity oxidative DNA demethylase activity; cytosine C-5 DNA demethylase activity
Source: RefSeq, a predicted model, not a curated record
UAGCUAUGGUCCGUAGGUAAAUAGCAAUAAGACAUCGUGUUCUUCUUGUCUUCAGAGAUACACUGAGUAUCAAAUAAGGUCCCAGAAUGGAUAAGUUUGUGACUCGGGCAAAGAAGCGUGUGGGGGGACAGAGUAAAAAGGAUGAAUGUCAGAGAGAGAAUCUACAAAAAAAGCCUAGAAGUGAGGUCUUAAAAGAGGAGUUUCAGGAGGAUGAGGAGGUGAAUCAGUUCCCUCAGCCUGUACCUUGGCAGAAGAUCGAAGCUGAGGGCCUGGACUGUGACUACAGCUUACUUUUCUCCAAAAAAGAGGCAGACACAUUUUUCACACAACUGGAAGAGGAGGUGGUGUACUUUACAGGAGACCAAACAAAGGUGCAAGUUUAUGGAAAGACAUACAGCGUUCCCAGGAAGCAGGCAACAUACGGAGAUGAAGGACUGAUGUACUCUUUCUCAGGGGUGCACCUCUCGGCCAGGCCCUGGACCGCAACACUGGAAAUCAUACGGGAUGCUGUUACCAAGGCUACUGGACACACCUUCAACUUUGUUCUCAUAAACAGGUAUAAAGACGGCCACGACCACAUGGGUGAACAUCGCGAUGAUGAGAGAGAGUUGGACCCGUCCUGUCCCAUCGCAUCCGUGUCCUUGGGCGCUGCCCGUGACUUCGUCUUCCGACACAAGGACGCCCGGAGUGGGCAGAACAGACGUCAGAUUGACCCGGUUAAACUGGAGCUGGCCCACGGAAGCCUUCUCCUCAUGAACUCUCCCACAAACACAUACUGGUACCACAGCCUUCCCACACGCAAGAAGAUCAAGUCCCCACGGAUCAACCUCACCUUCAGACGAAUAGUCAAGCAGAGGCAGAGAAAUGCCAUAAAACCUUCAUAAGCUUUCUAAAAACAUUAUCCUCC